UAAAUAUUAUAAUCAUCGAUAAAAUAAUAAACGUAAUACCUUUAAUACUAGUAUAAAAGUGUUUAUCGCUUCUGUACCACGCUACUGUCCGUGGAACCAAGAAAAUGGUGCGAGCAAGCUGGAUUGUGUUGCUGGUGGCAGCUAUCAGCUCUCCAGCGCUGAGCUCACAGGACCUAGGCACUCCAGUAACAAUACAGGAGCACCCUUCCGUCGUCCAGGUCGAAGUAGGAGUUCUGGGCACCUGGGUCCAGCAGUGCGCUGGCGCAGUCAUCACUAACUACCACAUAUUGUCCAACGCCUACUGCUUCUCUGGAAGUUACUACGACCGCACGAACCGGCGUAUCAGAGCUGGGGCGACUAACCGAUACGAAAAUGGACAAGUAGUUUAUGUACUAAUAGAGUACAACUACCCGGAUUUCGGCAUCCUGGGCAAAGAUGGGGAUCUGAGCGUGGUCCGCUUGCAGUCCAAUUUGAAACUGGGCAGCGACAUUCAGCAAACCCUUAUCUUGGGCCAGGGAAUAUACUUGCCUUCCUACCUGACAGUGACAGCACUCGGAUGGGGCAGUACUAUUCAAGGCGGCGAGUCAUCCAACAACCAGCUUCACAGGCUAGACCUCGUCACCCACAACUACGAGAAAUGCAUGGAACACUUCCAAGUCCUAGAGGAGCCUGAGAUCAUCACGGAGAACAUGAUCUGCGUGGGCCGACAGUACGACACCGGUAGAGACUUCGAUGGCAGGGAUAUUGGUGCUCCCCUGUUCUACGAAAAUACCCUGGUCGGACUUCUCUCCUUCGGCAAAUCUCAAGCGAAUGACAAGCACCCCGCUGUCGCCACUAACAUUGGAUCAUAUUCCAACUGGAUUGUGUCGGUUGCUAUUGAUUAAAAUUCUGGUUGCUCAUAACAAUACUUUAUUUGUACUUGACUAUGAUUGAAAUACCCUAAGUCUACCAUCAAUUGAGAGUGGAUAUAAUAGCGUAAGUCGACAUCUCUGAAUAACUAUUAUAGUUAAUGCAAUAUUUUGUGGUAUAAUAUUUGACUUAACAUGGCGUCACGUCGCUGUCCCUCUCUGUCUGCUGUUUAAUGAAAGCCUAAAUGUAAUACACGAAUAGAAAAAGAUAGGUAGGUUUUUCUCGGCUAUGUUGGCUUAAGUAAUCAGUUAUUUUUGGCUUAUUAGAGCAUCAUCUUUAUCGUCUAUCCAGGGUUCUGUCGCUAACUUGCUCUUUCAAUAAAUUGGUGUAAUUAACUGCCGACUUUUGUUUUUCCUUUAUGAUGGUUUGAACUACGAAUGAUAUAAGUAUGUGAUUUUAUUCAGACGCCACGACUCGCAAUAACUAUUUGUAAAAAUCUUUCCAACGUGUUUUUUUAAGACCCAUUAUGAGCAUAAAGAUCGCUUUUUAAAUUAAUUGAAUUAUUUAUUUAAUAAAACCUCAAUAAAUAUAUUGUAAGUA
Messenger RNA from Manduca sexta (tobacco hornworm), 1449 nucleotides. Its product is annotated as trypsin, alkaline A-like. The record is from RefSeq and is a predicted model, not a curated record. Gene Ontology annotation, molecular function: serine-type endopeptidase activity. NCBI's taxonomy places the organism in Eukaryota, Metazoa, Arthropoda, Insecta, Lepidoptera, Sphingidae. Gene Ontology annotation, biological process: proteolysis. Bases 105 to 884 code for a protein of 259 amino acids. The transcript is spliced from 5 exons.